CCGACCCCCGCUGACCCCUGGACUGCGAACCCCCCCUUCUCCCCUUUGUCCCCCCCCAGCGCAUCUGCCCCGGCUCUGGGUGAAGCGCUCCCCGGGGGGGAGCGUGCAGUUUAAGUCCCUGACCGAAAGGGCUGUGCUAUUAUUGCAGGCUGCAGCGGAGGAGAUGGACCCCCCCACUUCGGCUUCCGGGGUGUUUUGUAGUCGGGUGUUGAGCAUGGUGAACUCGGAGGAUGUGAAUGCCAUUAUUCUGGCUCAGAAGAACAUGCUAGACCGGUUUGAGAAAACCAAUGAAAUGCUGCUCAACUUCAACAACCUCUCCAGCGUGCGCAUGCAGCAAAUGAACGAGCGCUUCCUCCAUCACACCAGGACCCUGGUGGAGAUGAAGAAAGACCUGGACAGCAUCUUCCGCAGAAUCAGGACUCUGAAAGGGAAGCUGGCAAAGCAAUACCCAGAUGCUUUCAGCCAUAUCCACGAGUCGCCCAUCCUGGAAGACGAUGACGACUUUGACCCGAUUCCCCAAAGCACAACCACUACCAUCGCUACCUCUGAACAGAGCACAGAAUCGUGUGACACGAGCCCCGAUAUCAUCUCCCCCGCCGUGAGUCAGGAUUUCGAGGAUUUGUCACAAGGGCGGCCCGACUCACCAGCUGUGAACGGACAGAGCCUGACGGAUGAGGAAGGGGCAGAUGAAGAGGACUGACCUCCCCGAGCCCCGAGGACCCCAGCGGAAGCGACCGAUCGGACCCGGAGCGGAUAAAUGGGGGUCCUCCCCUUUCCUCCCCUGUCUCUGCGUUUGUGAUGCGACAGGACAGAGGAGUGGUUCCCCUGGGUUGCCGAGCCGGGGGUUUGCAUGCAUGCAGGCAGUAGCCGCCUCAGAAAAACCUCUCGUAUUCUUGUCUAUCCCGGGGCCCCAGACCCCACGGUUCGGCCGGGGUGUGGGCUGGAGUGUGGCCGAGAGGCCCGGUGAGAAGGGAGAGGGCAUAUUGUGGAUUUUCUGAAAGUUUCUCUGCUGAUCGUUUGUGUGUGAUUCCGUCCGUCCCUCCCUCGAAGUUUCUCAACUUUCCCCAGAAUCCUUGAGGCUGUCUCUCUCUUUUCCAUGCAUGUGAAACCGAACUCGGAACUCCCUGGUAUCCAGACUCGUUCAGAUCUCCCUUCCUGGCAGCAGAGGCUUUUGGAGGGUCAGAGAGUGGGCUCGGAAUGAGUGUUUACUUCCUCUGAAAUGGCGACCAAAGCAACCACCUGCUGGGUGGGGUGCCCUGGGGCACAGUAUCGGCACUGUGCCCCUCUGUGGCUUUGGCCCUGGAUGGAUCCUGCACGUUGAAAACCGACCUGUGCGUGCACUUUACAUCCUGUACCCCCAGCAAGAACACGACCGUCAGAUGGGAGAGAGUGCACAUGGGACUGAGAGGGGAAGCACGUGGCAAAAUGGAAUCGUCACAAGAAUGGUAGUGUCUGUGUGAUGUGCCAAGCACUCUACCUAAGCCCCCGGGGUAGAUGCGAGAUAAACCAUGGCAACAGGAUUGAAUACUGUCAAAUGCCCCCUUUAGGGGCACCAAGGCAGAGGCCAGUUUUAAACAAUGCCCAAAUCCCUCUAUUGCCACAUUAGCCGGCCUCUAGGACUCCAGGGGGGAGAGCUCAACUCUAACGCCACGCACACACCCUCCCUGGAGCAUUUCUGCUCUGGGUGGCUCUGAUAGCUGCAACGAUGUAAGGCUUUUAACUUGCGCGCUCUAAUCCUCUUUCCCAUCACACAUCGUAUAUAUAUCAUAUAUAUAUAUACAUAUAUAAAUAUUAAAUAUCAAGUAUUUUCUUCUGCUAGUAUCCUUAGGGCUUUGCCGAAACAAGUGAAAUGUCACAGACAGAAGCUGGAAGGAAGCGUCUGCAUUUUGUCUGCUUUUAACCUGACGUUGCCAAUGUUUGUUUGAGCAGCACCUGGCAGAGAGCAGAGUUUGGACUCCCAGCUCGGGCUGCCGUGAAGUGAGAGGGUUGGGGUAAGGGCGUCCUCCACGGGUCCUCGGCGGAAUGGGUCAUGACUUUGAAAAUAGAAUUUAUUGGACUAUUUUUGUACCUUACUUUACAAAUAAUAUUGGAAAAUAACCAAUAAAGAGACUCCAUUGCUAAAAGGUGCA
Ornithorhynchus anatinus (platypus) is the source of this 2129-nucleotide messenger RNA. It is a transcript of the gene KXD1, whose product is annotated as KxDL motif containing 1. Gene Ontology annotation, cellular component: BORC complex. The transcript is spliced from 5 exons. Bases 164 to 700 code for a protein of 178 amino acids. The record is from RefSeq and is a predicted model, not a curated record. Lineage: Eukaryota; Metazoa; Chordata; Mammalia; Monotremata; Ornithorhynchidae. Gene Ontology annotation, biological process: lysosome localization.